UCAGUCAUUAGAUUAAUUAUUGUAAUUGGAGCACCGCACAUCAGCGCAUUAUUUUAUUUAAUAAAAUAAUUUAUUCGCAACGAUAAGAGGAACGAACGCCUUCUAUUUAUAUAUUCAAGUGGAUCACGAUAUUUUUUCGCAGCGUGACAACGGUUAUCGAAAUUUAGCAGCACAAUGACUGAAACUACAAGUCAAGAGUUUAACAAGAAGACCUUCCUUGAGCUUUACUGGCAGAAGCAGAGAGAGCUUACUCGCCGACAGCGUCAAUACAAGAUGAUACUGUCGACAAAGCUGAGCACGCGCAAGGACACGAUUGUCAUGCAAAGCUAUCAAAACUCCAUUGAUCAGUUGCGUUUGGAAAAGGACACGUUGCGCGCACAAAUAUGGGUUGCCAAUGGUGAAACGCAUCGCCACACGACAAACCGCGCGCUGCAAAAUAUACGAUGUCACGUCACCUGCCAGGAACAUUUGGGCGAUGAUAUCAAGUACCUUAAGACAUCCAUAACCAACAUGGAACGUGAGAUUAGUCGCGUCAAUAAGCAAGUGUACGAGCUAAAUCGACGCACCGUACCCGACUCGCAGCAUCAAGCGUACGUGGCACGCAUGCGCAAGAAGUUGGACAUAUUGGAGAAUCAAUUGGAGGUUGGUGUGCGCACCGAAUGCGCCUUUGCAGCGAUCAAUAGUAAACUGCGCGAGGAAUUGAUAAUGUUGCUACAGCAUCGCACCAUUUUCAAUGAUAUUUACACGAAACUGGUGCAAAAGCUGAAUAGCGAUCGGAAAUACAUUAUCGACUUGAUCGAGUAUGCAUUGGCCACUUUCGAGAGUUGUAUACACGCCUAUGAGAAGAUCAAUAUACUGACGAAGAAGGAGGGAAAGGAUAUGGAAAUGAAAAUGGUUGAAAUGCAAGCGAUAAUGCGGAAUAGAGCAGCGGAGGAGGCUAAGUUGGACUUUUUGGAUUGUAAGGCACGCGGACGUGUGAUGGAUGAUUUGCAGCCGAAAGAGUACCGCAGACGUGAAAGAUUCCGUCAACAGCAUCGUAAACGCAUCGAUCUUUACAAUACAAUAUUACAGAAAAUUCUAGCCUACACUAAUUCCAACGAUGUGGAUUCUGUCAUUAACAAAUUCCAAGAGCAGGAGAGCCUUUACUACUCCUACUUUAACUAUGCGAAUGAGAUGAGCUAUCACAUGACAUUAUUGAAUAAUUCCGUUAAUCGUUUAUUUAAUGAAAUCUCCGCACUGAAACAUACCAAUCACAACACUUUGCAAAACCAACUGGAAACCAUCGAGGACCUGGAGCACAGCUUGAAGGAGAAACAACAGAAGAAUGAUGAUUUGCGUAAUGUGUGCGAUCAAAACGAUGAACGGCUGGAGAAACUCCUACAAGGCAUACAGCUAAUCAAGGAUCACUCACGUGCCGAUUGUAAGUCGCUCGAAGCAUUAUUGGGUGACUUCAGCAAGGUCAAUCUCUUCAAUAUGCGUCACUUUUUGAAGAUAUUGGAAAAACGCAUACAUGCCAUAACCGUCGCUCAAUAUAUGCGCGAGCGUCGCCUGGUCAAACGUUCGAGUGAAUACAUUGUCCGAGAUGUUAUUAAGGUCUGCGAUUGUCCAACACCACUCGAUGAGAUCGUGCUCACCCAGCAAUGUCCAGAGUGUGGCGAAGCCGAUGCCACCAAUGUCGAUGAUACCGAGGGCGAGGGUAUACUAAGUCUGAAUACGGUUUUGAAGAAACUAUAUGAGCGCAUCAAUCAACCGGAGAUGCAAUAUCGCUUGCAUAGCAUUAGUCAAUGUCGUCUGCCCCAUUCCCGUAUGCUCGCUGCCAAACGUAACGGCUGAAGAUCUGCGCGUAUGUGUAUGUCAUGGAAUUGUCUAAGAUUAAAUUAACUGUAACUCUUGGCGUAGGCUGAUACCAACACAUAUUUUUACGAUUGUCGUGUCCUUUUAUUGAGGGAUAUCAAAAUAGAGACUUUUUAUAAAAAGAA
Molecule: messenger RNA, 1979 nt
Organism: Ceratitis capitata (Mediterranean fruit fly)
Lineage: Eukaryota; Metazoa; Arthropoda; Insecta; Diptera; Tephritidae
Product: outer dynein arm protein 1
Exons: 1
Coding region: 175-1833 (552 amino acids)
Source: RefSeq, a predicted model, not a curated record